Messenger RNA from Penicillium cataractarum, 1545 nucleotides. RefSeq names its product Tetratricopeptide-like helical. Gene Ontology annotation, biological process: mitotic cell cycle; protein phosphorylation; regulation of cytokinesis. The transcript has 5 exons. Gene Ontology annotation, cellular component: centrosome; cytoplasm; spindle pole. The coding region runs from base 1 to 1545 and encodes 514 amino acids. Lineage: Eukaryota; Fungi; Ascomycota; Eurotiomycetes; Eurotiales; Aspergillaceae. Gene Ontology annotation, molecular function: ATP binding; protein kinase activity; protein binding. The record is from RefSeq and is a predicted model, not a curated record.
AUGGACAAGUGGGCCGCACGAAACAAUUCAUGUGUGCACAAAGGGGAAUCUGUUUUCGACUCCGACUGUACAGUUCACACCUUCCAAGAGUCAGACCCAAAGUCCAGGCAGCGCAUAGUGACCCCAUCGGAACGCUGGCACCGGCAAAAGAAGAUCGGAGGUGGGGGAUUUGGCACAGUCUGGCUAGAGACAUGUACGCAUCCCAGUGGCACAACACAAAGUGCUACAGUUCGCGCAGUCAAGCAGAUUGGUUUCGACUCUCGAUUUGGCAAGAUUGAUUAUAAUCGGGAGCUAGAGACUAUUGCCAAGUUCUCGCAUUCUCGUUACGAGGGACCUAGCCAGCUCUUCAUAGCAAUAGAAUACCUCGAAAUUAGCGACCUUUUCACGUACCUUUAUCAGAACCCGCCACUCCCAGAAAGCGAAGCGAAGGAUAUUGCGUACCAAAUCCUCGACGGGCUAAGUAUGAUGCAUCAAAAUGGAUUUGCUCACCGAGACUUGAAACCUAAUAACAUCCUUAUCAAAUCACACCCUCCCCACGAGUGGUGGAUAAAACUCGCAGACUUUGGUAUCACCAAACGCAUUGAGGAAGGCCACGGUCAAUCGACAACGAUAAAGGGCACACCAAGAUACUUUGCCCCUGAAAUCUGGGGAUUUGUCCCGCGAGGCAGUGCGUAUGCCACCGAUAUUUGGGCCCUCGGAGAAAUCGUCUUUGAAAUACUUACCGAGAGACCUGCAUUCGGCAAUCUUGCGCCACUCGCAGGCUACAAGGCUCAAGAACAAUUCCCAACCAACAUACUCGCCGGUGCAAAUGUCUGCCAGUCAGGCAUUGAUUUUGUGAUUUCGCUUAUGCAUCCUGAUCCUGAACAUCGAGUAACGACUACAAUGGGCAUGUCAAAUGUGUGGAUACAAUCGCUUGUAUCUGUUUGUUCUUCGGGGUCCACAAUACCUAGUGAUGGCGAGCCGCAUUACCCCUCUAUUGACUCCUUGACUGAAGAAUUCGCGUCAUGGAACACACGACCUCCCCCAGAUACGCAGGACUCUAUGACACUCCCCAUUCGGCCGGACCAUAUACUGCAAGAGUUAUCCAAGAACCGGUCACUGUGGCAGAGCAAGAACGGAAGACAGAAUACCACACUGACCGCAGUUCAUGACCAAGCCGAGACUGUGGAGCUCAGUGCUACAGAGCUCAGCGAUAAAUUCAAAAAUUUUGUCUCUCUCCUUCAAAGCGGUCAGCUUGAGGAAGCAGAGGCUCGGCUUUGUUGGCUCUGUCAGGCACAAGAGAAAGUGCUACCCCAAGAUCAUACCGAGAGAGUUAGGGCUAUCUUUAUUCUCGGCAAGUGUGUCUGCUUACGUGGACGCUGCAAAGAGGCCGAGAUUAUACUUAACCGAGCUCUGCAGGACCACAAGAAAGUUCUCGGCCUUGAUGAUCAUGACACGCUUUCCUGUGGACACUGGCUUGCUCUAUCCAUCUAUCAUCAAGGCCGAUUCGAAGAGGCCGAAACUGCGUACCGCCGAUCUCUUGAGGGACUAGAGGCAAUGCUAUAG